CAAGCCUACCAGGCGAGCACAAUUUCGAGUUUGAGGCGGGACGCGGGAUUGUGAAAAUGCUCAAUAUAAUUCGAAAGAACCAGACACAGUGAGGAGGGAGCUUCACGGAACUCGUUGUGAUGGCGGAAUUUAAGGAAGAACUGGAGCCCUUAUUCGAUUACAGACGCGUGCAACCUAUUAAUGUUGUGUGCCUCGAAGACGAGGAGGAGGAGGAGGGUGUGAUUUAUGCUAGGAAAAAGAGGAAGACUUCGGAGCCUGUUGUGAAUGGUAGUAAUCAAGAGAAAGUGGUAGCGGUGGUCGAUAUUGAUGAUAAAGAAGAUGAUUGGCUACUUCCUCCACCAAAGGUCUCGAUGGAUGCAUCCAGGUCGAUUGGGGAGGAUUCAACAUUAAAGGAGUUGAGAUUAAAAAAGCAGGAGCUUGUCUCAUUCGCACAAUCUGCAAAAGAGAUGUUACAAGAAGUUAAGGAGUCUGCAAAGAGAGAGCUUGAUAAUUCGUUGCAGACUUCUGUGGAUGCUGCAAGUGAGGAAACAUUAAAACCUCCUGAAAGAGCUAAGAUUGUCAUCUCCAUACAAGACAAGGAUGGAGUGAAGCAGUUUCGUGUAUACAUGGACGACAAGUUUGAACGGAUCUUCAAAAUGUAUGCAGAUAAAGUAAAGCUUGACCAGAGACAUUUAGUAUUUUCUUUUGACGGGGAUAGAAUUAAUCCAUCCCAAACCCCUAGUGGCCUUGGGAUGGAAGAUGAUGAUAUCAUUGAAGUUCAUGUGAAGUCAAGCUGAUCAAGGCUUUUGCUUAAAUCAUGGAACUGAAAUCAACCCUUUUCAGUACCUCUUCUGGGAGUUACAUUGCCUUAAAAGUUUAUCUCAUAAUACUUUUAUGAGAAAACAUUGUAUGUUUUUUGUUAUAGAUGCAAUAUUUGGCUUAAUUGUACAGCUUAUAAUUUUAUGAAUUUAUAUUGAGACAUCGGCUUGGUAGAACUUUCUUCGUUAUAUGGUAUAGGUUGUUGACAGUGUAAUAUACCUAUUCUUAGAUGUGAAUUAUGCUAGGGUUUCUACACUCUUCAUAAGUUGACUAGUUUUUAUCAUAAACUAGUUGAAUGAAGAUAUUUUAUUGAAAUGAAUUGUGUCAGUAACUUAAUAUUAACAAUUCUUUCUCUUAA
Prosopis cineraria is the source of this 1156-nucleotide messenger RNA. RefSeq lists its product as uncharacterized. The coding region runs from base 120 to 776 and encodes 218 amino acids. The record is from RefSeq and is a predicted model, not a curated record. The transcript has 7 exons. Lineage: Eukaryota; Viridiplantae; Streptophyta; Magnoliopsida; Fabales; Fabaceae. Gene Ontology annotation, molecular function: protein binding.